Dentiscutata erythropus is the source of this 603-nucleotide messenger RNA. The record is from the annotation of a GenBank genome assembly. NCBI's taxonomy places the organism in Eukaryota, Fungi, Glomeromycota, Glomeromycetes, Diversisporales, Gigasporaceae.
AUGGAUAAUCCUAUUAAACAAGUUGAUUUAAUGAUAGAUGGUGAUAUGAUUUAUUGUCGUCCUCAUCAUCUUGAGACUUGUUCCAAAUGCAACCUAGACUUCAAUUCCUUAAAUGCUUUACACAAAAGUCUCCUACAAAUAAACGGCGAUAUUCCACCACCAAAUGUAAUAAACCAAAAAUUAGCAAAUCAAAUUAAUGGCUUGAAAGAAGAAGGAAAUAAAUUUUACAAAGCGCAAAAUUAUCCAGAAGCAAUUAGGUUAUAUUCAUUAGGAAUUGAGAUGGCAUUUCAACGACCAGUUUGGGAACCUUGUGAAUUAACGAGACGAGAUGUUUCGACUUGCUUAAUCAACAGAGCAGCAGCACAUAUGGCAAUCAAUUCAUGGGUCAAUGCUUAUAUAGAUGCCGAAUGGGGGAUUCGAAUUAAACCAGAUUAUGUCAAGGGAUAUUUUAGAAAAGGGAAAGCUUUGAUGGAAAUGAAAAGAUAUGAUGAAGCUGUACAUGCAUUCGAAAUAGGUUUGGAGUUUGAACCUCAGGAUAAAAGUUUAAAGGAUGCGCUUGAUGAAGCUAGAAAAUUUACAAAAAAAUUAGCCUGGGAGGAUUAA